GUUAAGUCUCUCUUCUCUAUCUUUUUUCUCACACACACUUUUUCUCUUCUCUUCCCCUCAAAAAAGCACACCACACAAUACACAUGCUUUUGUGGUUUCGUUUUUGCCCCUCCUGCAACCCUUUCUUUCUAUAUUCACAAAAAGCGUGAAGAACAAAAUUCAGUUCAGACUGAAAUAGAAACAAAAACUGAGCUGAGAAGCAGUGAAGAGCGUGUUUCGGAUGAGAGAUCUGUGGUGAGUUUCACGGAAAUGGCAUCAUCAGAGGUGGCGAUGAAGGGGAAUUGUCCGAACCACGGUGAUGGUGGUCGGAGCGUAACAACCGAGGGACAGAAUGGUCAUUCAGCGUCGACGGCGAGAGACGCGGAAGCUGCGCUGUACAGGGAGCUAUGGCAUGCUUGUGCUGGUCCUCUUGUGACGGUGCCACGGGAAGGAGAACGAGUCUUCUACUUCCCUCAGGGACAUAUUGAACAGGUGGAGGCUUCAACGAAUCAGGUGGCGGACGAGCAUAUGCCGGUUUACGAUCUCCCAUCUAAGAUCCUAUGCCGGGUCAUCAACGUGCAGCUGAAGGCGGAGCCGGAUACGGAUGAGGUGUUUGCUCAGGUGACCUUACUUCCUGAGCCAAAUCAAGAUGAGAAUGCCGUGGAGAAGGAGCCUCCGCCACCGCCGCCGCCACGAUUUCAUGUGCAUUCUUUCUGUAAAACCUUGACGGCCUCCGAUACCAGCACCCAUGGUGGGUUUUCCGUGCUGAGACGACAUGCUGAUGAGUGCCUUCCUCCACUGGACAUGUCAAAGCAGCCACCAACCCAGGAAUUGGCGGCUAAGGAUUUGCAUGGGAAUGAAUGGCGAUUUAGACACAUCUUUCGCGGUCAACCCCGUAGACACUUACUUCAGAGUGGUUGGAGUGUUUUUGUGAGCUCCAAAAGGCUUGUCGCUGGGGAUGCAUUUAUUUUUCUAAGAGGUGAGAAUGGGGAACUUCGUGUUGGUGUAAGGCGAGCAAUGAGACAGCAGGGCAAUGUUCCACCAUCAGUUAUCUCUAGCCACAGCAUGCAUCUUGGGGUCCUUGCAACUGCUUGGCAUGCUAUCUUGACGGGAACUAUAUUCACUGUUUAUUACAAGCCCAGGACCAGUCCUGCUGAGUUCAUUGUUCCAUAUGAUCAAUAUAUGGAGUCUCUCAAAACAAAUUAUACCGUAGGAAUGCGGUUUAAAAUGAGAUUUGAAGGUGAAGAAGCUCCGGAGCAGAGGUUUACCGGUACCGUUGUUGGAAUAGAAGAUGUUGAUUCCAAAAGUUGGAGAGAUUCCAGAUGGAGAUGCCUCAAGGUGAGAUGGGAUGAAACGUCUAACACGCCUCGUCCUGACCGAGUUUCCCCAUGGAAAAUAGAGCCUUCUCUUGCUCCUCCUGCUCUGAAUCCUCUUUCAAUGCCCAGACCUAAAAGGCCUCGAUCUAUUGCUGUUCUUUCAUCGCCAGAUUCUUCUGUUCUUACUCGAGAAGCUUCGUCAAAAGUAAGUGUAGACCCUUUACCUGCAAAUGGGUUUCCAAGGGUCUUGCAAGGUCAAGAAUUCUCGACCUUGAGAGGCAAUAUUGCAGAAAGCAAUGAGUCUGAUACGGCUGAGAAGUCUGUUGCUUGGCCACCUGCAGUAGAUGAUGAAAAAAUGGAUGUUGUUUCUACUUCAAGGAGGUAUGGAUCAGAGAGCUGGAUGUCAAUGGGGAGGAACGAGGCUACGUAUUCAGAUCUUCUUUCAGGCUUUGGGGCUGGUGGAGAUCCUUCUCAUGCAUCCAUGGGUGAUCAAAUGACCCAUGUAGCUUAUCCUGCUAGAAAGCCUUCAGUGGAUCAUGAAGGCAAUCUUCAUGUGCAUCAUACGUGGCACGUAACACCUUCGGGUCUGUCACUGAACCUCUUGGACAAUACAAAAGGUUCUGCACAUGGUGAUGAUACAGCUUACCAAGCUCGAGGAAGUUCGAGGUACACUGCAUUCGGUGAAUACCCUAUGCUCCAUGGCCAUAAAGUUGAGCAUUCACAUGGAAACUUGAUGCCACACCCAUCCUCAACUCAAUAUCAGAGUCCUCGUUCAAGAGAACUAAUGUCGAAGCCAUUGUCAGUGAAAGCUUGUGAGGCUGUUAAGCCAAAAGAUGGUGACUGUAAGCUAUUUGGCAUUUCACUUAUCAGUAGCCCUGUUGCACCAGAACCUUCUGUAUCACAAAGAAAUGGGACAACUGAGACAGCUGAUCCAAUGCAUAUUGCAUCACGUCAACACAGAACUUCUGAAGAUCAGAAUUCAGAUCACUCAAAGGGCUCAAAACUAGAAGAUGGUCAAGUUGUCGUUUAUGACCCUGAAAAGUCAUUUCAAACUUCUCAUCUGCAUCUGAAAGAUGUUCAAUCCAAAUCACAAAGUUCUGCCAGGAGUUGCACUAAAGUUCACAAGAAGGGGAUUGCACUUGGUAGGUCAGUAGACCUUACGAAGUACAGCGGCUAUGAAGAAUUGGUUGCUGAAUUGGAUCAGCUGUUUGACUUUGGGGGUGAAUUAAUGUCAACAAAAAAGGAAUGGCUCAUUGUCUAUACUGAUAAUGAGGGUGACAUGAUGCUUGUAGGCGAUGAUCCAUGGCAGGAGUUCUGUUCAAUGGUUCGGAAAAUUUAUAUCUACCCGAAAGAGGAGAUUCAGAAAAUGAGUCCAGGUACCUUGAGUUCGAAAAAUGAAGAGAAUCUGUCAGCUAGCGAAGGCACGGAUGCAAAAGAAGUUAAAGCUCAGCUGCAUCAGAAACUAAAUUCAGACAAUGGCCCUGAUAAUUAGUAGUGGUUUUCCAUAGCUUUCAGACUCCGAGGUGGAAAGUAGGGAACUGGCGUCAAGUCAUCCGGUUAGAGAACAUGACAUGAAGACGCUUUGAAUCAGAAUGUAGAGAUGGCAAUGAAUGAGUAUCCAUCCAUCCAAUUUUGGAGAUCCUGAAUGAGAUGGCAAUGAAUGUGUCUGCCCAGUUAUAUGUAAUCAUUGUGUUUUGAACGAGGGUGUUAUGGGGGUGGAGAUAGCCUUCUCUUCUGUACAUAGUUGUUUCUCUCCCUCCCUCAGAACACCAACCCAUUAAUUAAUGUAAUGAAGUUCAUACACAAUAGCAGCUUAAUGGUUGAUUGGCUGGUAUCUAGUUUAUCUGAUUUUAAUUUUGAUUAAUGAGAAUUGUGGAUAGUAAUCUUCAAUUUCA
This is a messenger RNA of Lotus japonicus, 3190 nucleotides long. Its product is annotated as auxin response factor 2B-like. NCBI's taxonomy places the organism in Eukaryota, Viridiplantae, Streptophyta, Magnoliopsida, Fabales, Fabaceae. Gene Ontology annotation, molecular function: DNA binding; protein binding. The transcript is spliced from 15 exons. Gene Ontology annotation, cellular component: nucleus. Gene Ontology annotation, biological process: regulation of DNA-templated transcription; response to hormone. The coding region runs from base 250 to 2787 and encodes 845 amino acids. The record is from RefSeq and is a predicted model, not a curated record.